Molecule: messenger RNA, 2307 nt
Organism: Zasmidium cellare ATCC 36951
Lineage: Eukaryota; Fungi; Ascomycota; Dothideomycetes; Mycosphaerellales; Mycosphaerellaceae
Product: glycoside hydrolase family 31 protein
Exons: 1
Coding region: 1-2307 (768 amino acids)
Biological process (GO): carbohydrate metabolic process
Molecular function (GO): hydrolase activity, hydrolyzing O-glycosyl compounds
Source: RefSeq, a predicted model, not a curated record
AUGCGAGUACCACGGACUAUUGUUGCGUUGAGCAGCCUGGCAUGGGCUACGUCGACGCAGACUGUCCUUGCUUCGUCUUCUGACGGUCAAUGGAGUCUAGGUGAAGGGUUCUCAUUACACAGAAAAGCCGAGCAACUGGAGAUUUCAAGAGGAAACUCGAGCAUCUGGAGUACCGUGCCGGGUAAGCCUUUCUUGAGUGCGAGUGCUGGGAACGACUCUGUUGUUGGGUCAAGCGGGGCUUUCAAGAUCACAGAAGUCGACCAGGAUACCUGCAAGGACCAGAGCAUCACGAGCAUCGACCAAAUCGAAUGGGAUGGGACAGCCACUGGCGAAGCUACGCGGAUCUCUGGUGAACUCCUACAGUGCGGCAAUGCAUCCGCUCAGUACAGUCUUACAUUCUGGGUGCCGAGUGAUCUAUCUGAUCGUAUUGCAUUCUAUGUGGACAUCCCUUCUUCGAAAACUGCGAGUGGGCCACUGAAGAAGCUAUACUUCCGCUUCUCUUCGUCCGCGAGCGAAGACUUCUAUGGACUUGGAGGUCAGGGGUCCUUUGCCUCUCUCAAGAACCAAAGUAUUCCCGUCUUCUCACGAGAGCAGGGUGAAGGGAGAGGAGACGAGCCCAUCACUUCAGUCAGGAAUGCCAACGGUUCCUUCUCUGGCGGCGACCAAUACACGACAUACACUGGGAUUCCCUCGUACAUCUCGACUGACAGCAAGGUCGUUUACUUGUCGGAGAAAAGCACUGGAUAUGCAAACUUUGACUUCACCCAACCUGAGGAAGUCACGAUUCGGUACGAUUCACUGAGCGUAGACGGUGCUUUCACUCGUACGGAUACUUUGUUCGAUGCCAUCGAAGCACUCACGGCAUAUACUGGUCGCAUGCCCGCUUUGCCAGAAUGGGUCGACAACGGAGCAAUCUUGGGCAUCCAAGGCGGUCAAGAUAAAGUCAAUGGAAUUGUGGAGCAAGGACUUAGUGACGACAUCAAUUGCCCCAUCGCUGGAGUCUGGCUGCAAGAUUGGUGUGGCACUCAUCCUCAGGCUGGACCGUACAUGAACAUCUCUCGUCUUUGGUGGAACUGGGAGAACGAUGAGGUCCUCUACCCAACCUGGAACGAUUUUGUCCAGAGCUUGAGAGAUCAGCACAAUGUGCGGACACUAUCCUACGUCAAUGUCUUCCUCGCCAAUGUUUCGACCAAAUCUACGGGAUAUCGGCGAAGUCUGUAUGAUGAGGCGAGUGCAGCACAUUACUUCGUUCAAAAUACGACUGUCAAUGACACUGCCGUCGUUUCCAGUGGCCCUGGCAUCGAAGCUGGGAUCAUCGAUCUCACCAACCCUGGCCUUCGUUCUUGGUUCGAAGACGUCCUUCGAGACCAGGUCUGGGAUGCCAACAUCUCUGGCUUCAUGUCUGACUUUGGAGAGUACACGCCUGUGACUGCCGAUACCAAGUUGUAUGAUACGGUCAGCGACGCCUUCUUCUACCAUAACGCCUACCCUUCGCAAUGGGUGGAGUUCCAACGCGGAGUCGUCGAAGGUCUCAACCUCACGAGCGAGGCCUUGCUUUUCCAUCGAUCCGCAGCAAUGUCUUCGAACAGGAACAUGAACCUUUUCUGGGUCGGCGAUCAGAACGUCGACUGGGCUUUGAACGAUGGUAUCAAAUCCGUCGUCACAAUCAUGGUCCACAUGGGCUUUUCAGGUUACGCACAGCAGCACUCCGAUGUUGGCGGGUACACUACGAUCCUGACCUACAACAACUUGAACAUCACUCGAUCUUCAGAGUUGCUUGGCCGCUGGGGCGAGCUGGCAGCAGUCUCAUCUUCAGUCUUCCGCAGCCACGAAGGCAACAUCCCACAAGUAAACGCCCAGUUCUACAGCAACAGCACGACGUAUAGCUAUUACGCCUACAACGCCCGCCUCUUCGUCUCCCUCGCCAAAUACCGUCGCCACAUCCUCCAAACCGAAAGCGAACCCAAAGGCUGGCCGCUCCUCCGCCCACCGGUCCUAUACCAUCCCAACGAUCUUCGAGCAAGGAACAUCAGCUACCAGAGCUUCUACCUUGGCGAGCACCUUUACGUUGCUCCGGUGCUGGACCCACAGACUUUUGAGGUUGAUGUGUACUUCCCGGGCGAGGCCAACAGGACGUACGAGUCUGUGUGGACGGGCGCGGUCUACAAGGGAGGUGAGGAUGCUACUGUGCCUGCGCCGUAUGGUAAGCCGCCGGUGUUUUUGGUCAACGGAGUAAGAACGCCGGAGCUUGAGCCGUUCUUGGAGUUUGUGAAGAAGGAGAAUGGGACGAAGUUGUCGGUGGAUUAG